Messenger RNA from Mugil cephalus (flathead mullet), 1695 nucleotides. It is a transcript of the gene scnm1, whose product is annotated as sodium channel modifier 1. NCBI's taxonomy places the organism in Eukaryota, Metazoa, Chordata, Actinopteri, Mugiliformes, Mugilidae. The record is from RefSeq and is a predicted model, not a curated record. The coding region runs from base 178 to 798 and encodes 206 amino acids. Gene Ontology annotation, biological process: RNA splicing. The transcript has 8 exons. Gene Ontology annotation, cellular component: nucleus.
ACACACCAUUGCUUCCAGGUUCUAAAGGGCUAAACGAUACUUUCAAAGUUGAAGCUCUUAUUUCCUAUUUAAAAUCCUUGCUUCUGAAGGCAACACUGCUACCAGGAAUUAGCUUGACGUCCUAAAGUAGCUUAUGCGUUGCUAACAUCUGUGUUCACAUUAUCAACCACAACAAUCAUGUCUUUUAAGAGGGAAGGCAACGACAAGAGUCAGCUGAAUAUUCUGAAGAAAAGGCGUGUAGCAGACCUUUUGUCUCACUUUAUUCCAGAGGACGAGGCUGCUCUUAUGAAAAAUGGAAGAUACACUUGCCUUGUGUGCCCCCACCGCCCCGUGUUUGAUACAGUUGAUGUGCUGACGGUCCACAGGAAAGGGAAGAGGCACCUAGAAGGUGAAACAAGAUUAAAGGCAUUCUACGGCAAGAAAACCAAGCUGAAGAAUGAAAUAACAAAACGUCAACAUGAAACCUAUGUCCAGGCUGAAGAUGGAAAACAGGAGCCAUCCAGUUCAGCCCCUCUACUGGAGAAAACUCGAAAGCUGACCCAUCACGCUCUACUGAAGACUGUGCCGUAUAACAGCUGCCAUAGCAAAACCAGUACAAAAUCUGAAAAAGAACCCACGAGUACCGGCUCAGAUCCCAGUGGCAACAUCUGCAACAAAAUAUCAUCUGCAUGUUGGAAAACUGAAGUUUUACACAAUUUACCAUCAAGCGGCGCUAGUGACUGCACAACAGGUAAACCAAAGAAGAGUCACUUCCAUCAAAAGACACAACAUUAUCUCAGGUUGAUGCAACACCUUUAACCGCCCAGAGGAAAAGAGAGCUGGAGCACUAUCUCAAACUGAAAAGUGAUGGGUGGUUGCAAGAUCGUAGCGGCAAGUGGGUCAAAGACGAGAACGUGGAGUUUGACUCGGAUGAAGAAGAGCCUGGUUCACUAGUGCCUCUAUCUGCAAGUCAUUGAGAGGACUUAGAACUGUGUGAGAACACAUGUACACUAGUACCACAGUGGUACGUUCAGAAGCUACAGUGCUGCAUCUUCAAUCUUGCAUUGAAUUUCAUUGUUUUCUCAUCCUGAUAGGUCUGUUUGGUUUUGUACAUCCAUAUGUAUGUUGAAGGAAUUCCAGGCAAAGUUUCCAGAAAUUACUUAUCAGUAAUGAAUUGGGCAUUGAAGCCUGGUCAAACUGCACAUGUAUUAAUGACCAAAAUUUAAUUGGAAAAAAUGAAUGAAAUCAAUAAAGAGUUCAUCCAGUGUUUGCUGGAUGAACAAAAUCUUUAAGACUUUAAGAUUUUGACUGUAAGUAUAACUUCGGCUUCUUGAACAAACCUUGCCUUGCAUCUUUUAUGACUUAUUCUUUAAAUAUUGCAGGUAUUAGGAGUCACCUUUGUUAUACUUCAAUGUUAUACUGUUAUAAUUCAAAAUCUUGUCAGUAUUUAAUCCCCACCAUAUUCCGUUAGUCCCACAGCAAGUUAAAGUAUAGAAGUUACGCCGACUUGACCAUGUCAUAUUAAUUAUCAUCAUCGUCAGUCUGACGGUGGAAGUCUGAAGGAUCAAAGGCGCACCAUUAAAGGAUGAACAAACACUUCAACUGGGUGUCUCUUGUCUUCUGCGCAAUCAGUCACCUCUGUCUGGAUCACUCUAAGGUAGCCUUACUAUACACUUAUCAGGCAUAACAUUAAAACCACUGACUGACUGAAGUAAA